UUGCAGGCCGGUGCAUGUGUUGCUCGGUCAGUGAGUCUUCUGCUGCCCAACUCGUAACACGUGCUCUGCUCUCCUCUCUCGCCUCUCUUUGUAUAUCUCCGAUUGCUUGUCUCUUCCAGCUCUGUCGGUUUCACCAGAACGACCGAGUCGGAACUACCUCCGCGAUAAUCUCAAUACUUCCUGUAGAACGGGUACGCGUUUUCUAAAACUGGAUUCGACCGCUGGACCAUGGCAGACUGGUGAUUGGCUGAAACGGUAGAGCGUGACCAAGCGAAAAUUCAUUUUCACGGACAACAUCGAGGAUUUGUCGCACUUGUUUUGAAAAUUGGAUAAGUCAAUUCAAAACGAAAAUGGCGUAUAAUUUCCAACACAACAAGUCGCCACAGCCUUUUGGCGGCCGCGGAAAGCAGAGCGACGCUGCUGCAUCAUCAUCACGCAAUAUUGGCGUUCCAGCUGCUCCUGCCAGUCCGUUCCGGCCGGCCUCUUCGAGUCCGCUACCGAUGGCUCCGCGAAUGUCCGCACCGAUGGACACUCACGCAGCCAGUCCGGGACCGUUGAUGCUCAGGCGACAGCUACUUUCGCCACCGUGCGGCUCAUCGGCUUCCCCGCAAUCUUCGCCUUGCCCGUCGCCCGUUGCCGGCGCUCGCCUCCGGCCUCAUUCCAUAGCCCUGACAUCAGCGGAUGGUGGCUCUCCUCAACAACAGUUGCAACACUUUUUAGGUUUCGGUAGCGGAUCGCAAAGCGCUUUCCAACCGGUUCCGGCCGUCGUUCGUCGACAAGCCCCGUCAGCCGCUGGCAACGGCCGCAAUGGAUCUGUUUCACCACGACCGGCUUCUUGGGUUGGAAGUCAUUCAUCUUACGGACCUCCUCUGUCGCCCAGCUCCGUCCUUUCGGCCGGCUCGUUCGAGUGGGGCUACGUGCCCGAGGCCGGCCAGCCAUCCACGGCUGACCUGAUCGCCUCCCAGUCACAGGACUACAUCGACGAGCGUCUACAAGAGUUCCAGGCUACUAUUGUCCAGCUGCAGAGUUGA
Molecule: messenger RNA, 1031 nt
Organism: Daphnia carinata
Lineage: Eukaryota; Metazoa; Arthropoda; Branchiopoda; Diplostraca; Daphniidae
Product: mucin-1-like
Exons: 5
Coding region: 351-1031 (226 amino acids)
Source: RefSeq, a predicted model, not a curated record